AUGGGGCAGAGCAUAAACAUAGUCAAAGACGGGCAUAAGGCUUUCAACAGAGAAGACCACCCGGUCCUCUACAUCAGCAGGAAGCUGUCCUUGGCUGAGAGGAAAUAUGCUGCCAUGGAGAGAGAGGCCCUGGCAAUAAAGUGGGCCAUCGAGGAGUUGCGCUACUACCUGGCAGGUCGACACUUCACUCUGGUGACGGACCACGCACCACUGCAGUGGAUGGCCAAGGCCAAGGACACCAAUGCCAGGAGAGAGUGGUAUCGAGUCCAGAGCUCUGAAGGAGAACCACGAGACCUGAGCAAAGAUCCACAAUACUCAGGACGAGUGUCUGUAAGCACAGUGACGUCUGACUGUGAGCUGACAGUGAGGAAUGUGAGUGUGAGUGACUCUGGAGUUUAUAACUUCAGAUUUAAAACACAGAGCAGUGACUGGAUAUCAGCCUCAUCUGGAGUUCAUCUGACUGUUACAGAUCUGAAGGUUACAGUAUCAGAUUCGGAGAGCUACAAGUUACUGAGCUGCAUCACCACCUGCCCCUACAACCUCACUUAUGUCUGGUACAGGAACGGACAGUUUAAAGUUCAACAGGACAGAGGUGAACAGUAUGUCACUAGUGGGGAAUCAGGCAGCUACUCCUGUGCUGUAAGAGGACACGAGGAGCUUCGCUCUCCUGCUGUCUGUGUUUUUGAUGAGAAGAGCUGCUGGAAUGUGACGUACUCCACCCAGAAUAUCUGCUCUCUGAUUGGCUCAUCAGUGGACAUACUCUGUGAUUUCACGUUUACUGAUCAUAACAAGGUCACAAAAGUGUUCUGGUUCAUUAAAGAUCAGACUGGUGUUGAACCUGUGGAUGUGAGAGAGGAUGAGGAGUAUCAGGGCCGAGUGCAGUACACACAGAUCUCCCAGAAUAACUGUAGACUGAGAAUCACUAACCUGAGAGAGAGAGACGCUCAAACAUACAGAUUCAGAUUCUACACUGAUGGGGGUAAAUACACCGGUGAUCCUGGAGUCUCUCUGUCUGUCACAGAUCUGAAGGUUACAGUAUCAGACUGGAGUGAGCAGUACAUGAAUCUGAGUUGCAUCACCACCUGCACUCUGUCUAACAACCCCACUUACAUCUGGUACAAGAACGGACAGCGUGUGUCUGAGUGUAAAUCUGCCUCCUGCUCUGUAGCUGCAGUCGGUGGUGCGGUCAGUUACAGCUGUGCUGUUGAAGGCCAUGACAGUCUCCUCUCUCCUCCAGUGUAUUCUCCUAAAAACACCAGACCAGUGGUUCUUUCCUCUGGAGACAGAGUGGAGGGGGAUUCAGUGACUCUGAGCUGUAGCAGUGAUGCAAACCCUCCUGUUCUCACCUACUCCUGGUUUAAACAGAGAGCAGCUGCAGACACACUGCUGACAACAGGCCAGAAUUACAGCAUCAGCAACAUCAGCUCCCAGCACAGCGGACUGUACUACUGCACUGCUCACAACCAGCUGGGACAGCACAACUCUACACCCACACUCCUGGAUGUGAAGGGUAACUCUACACCAACACACCUGGAUGAGUCAGAGAAUUACACAGUGUUAAUGCUCGUCAUGGUGGGACUGGCUGUCUUCCUGGCAGUAACACUCCUCUCAGGAGCUCUGUGGAUGUGGAAGAGGAAGUCGAGCUCAGCUAAUGGCCACAGCAGCACUGGUGAGAGUGGACAGCGUCACUCUCCUGCUGUUUAUGAAAAUGUCUCAGCCUCAGACCGCAGUGGAAGAGUCACCUCAGAUGAUCAGGAUGACGUUCACUAUGCCAGUGUUGUAUUUAAAAACUCCCACACACAGGAAGUGUCUCUGUCACGCAGACUUCCUCCAGACACCACAGAGGAAGAGGAUGUUCAGUACGCUGCUGUGAACAUUAGCAGGAGCACUGCUGCCAUCCAGCUUGCAGCAGACGAAGCAGCUGAUGAUCCGUCUCAGCUCUACAGCAAGAUCCAGAAACUCCCCACUUCAGCAGUGUAGCCCAUCAUUAGUCCUGUGGCCUGGGAUCUAAAAGCUAAAGAGGUAGCACUUCAGGUUCCUGGAAAACAGCUGAGAGAGAUGUGAUAGUUCUGUUCUGUAUCUCUGUUUUAACCCUCAACACUGCUUCCAAAUCUAACAGGAGAAGAGGGACGGCUUUAACAUUUUAUUAGCGUAGAGCUAGCAGCAUUAUUGCUUUGAUCGUGUAUUAUAGAGCUCUUAUAAUAUUGUAUACUGUUUUACCUUAAACUAUAUGUUUUUACAUUAUAAUCUUCAAUAACGUGUUUGAUUUAUAUUCACAUUAUUUUAAAUGCAAAAACAAAUUGCAGUGCUUAAAUUAUUUACCUAUGAACUUGUUUUUUAUCGUGCCGUCAUUGGCUGGUCAUUUACAUGACUAAUGCUGUAAUGUUUGUUAGUGAGAUAAUCAGACGAAAAAAAAUCCUGUAAAUAAUCUAAAUUUAUC
Messenger RNA from Ictalurus furcatus (blue catfish), 2440 nucleotides. Its product is annotated as B-cell receptor CD22-like. The transcript has 11 exons. Lineage: Eukaryota; Metazoa; Chordata; Actinopteri; Siluriformes; Ictaluridae. Bases 1 to 1980 code for a protein of 659 amino acids. The record is from RefSeq and is a predicted model, not a curated record.